Messenger RNA from Chlorella variabilis, 315 nucleotides. RefSeq lists its product as hypothetical. The coding region runs from base 1 to 315 and encodes 104 amino acids. The record is from RefSeq and is a predicted model, not a curated record. Lineage: Eukaryota; Viridiplantae; Chlorophyta; Trebouxiophyceae; Chlorellales; Chlorellaceae. The transcript has 4 exons.
AUGGCCGGCGGCGGUGGCCUGCCUUGGCAAGUGAGGGCCUUUGCUGGUGGCGGCGAGGGCCGGAUGCCAGCCUACAAAGUGGCCAUGGUGUUGGGCGUGGCUGGAGUGGCGUGGUGGUACUACUCAGCCAACAAGGAGCUGGCCAAGAAGCAGGACCAAGCAGUUGACAAGUUUGGGCGCCACGGCGAGAAGGUGGAUUACGGCGACCCCGCCACCUUCAAGGCCAGCGUGCAGGGCGGGGAGCACUUCCCCGGCCUGCCCGACGCGGACACAAACGCUGCCGGCGGGCACGCCGGCGGAGCCAAGACCCCUUGA